GUCUAUCAGACGUCUAUCUAAUGAGGUAGAUUUAUCCAUACAUCCAUCCAUCCAUAGGCCAAAAAGGGGAGGUUGCCGUUUGGUUGUGUGGUCGCGCACCUUUCCUAUCGCUGGAAAGCGUUUUGUUUCUUCAAUUUAUGUCUUCCUGAUAACUCCAGUCCCCUAAUUAUGCUACUUGGAAACGACGACGACGAUUUAGAUUUUGCGGUGCAGCCCGGGAGCUCAAAACUUGCCAAGCUUUUUACGGACACCGAAGCUGCCAAGGCGGAUAACAGCUCCCUAACUUACACACCACCGAGGCAGCCUUCUAGCAAAAACGUUGACGCUCAAAACGCAGGGAGCUUAUCACUGCUGCACGCCACCGCCGUUCAAGCGUUCAAGUAUGAAAACGGAAAGCCAGUGAACCAGGGAAAGCUAGGAGCAGCAAUUCUGGGUAAUCAUGAAUCAACACUUUAUAAACUGAUACUCUACAAGGGCAAGCAACAACACAUUGCCGUUGCUGCAAUAAACCAACAGUUCAUUUUUAAGGCUCAAGGUAACAAUUUUUUAAGCUUCCUCGAUAAUGAACGAACAAGCUGGUCAGUGAAGUUCGAAAACGAGCAGAGCUCAGUUGAAUUUGCGAAACAGGUUGUCUUGGCAAAGGCCAACAGUCUUGGCUCUAGUCUCUCCAGCUUUGGCAACAUCAUCACACAGGAUAUUUGUCUUGGGGAAGGAGAGCCUCUGGACAACAAUGGUGUGGCUGUCAUCAGAUACACAGGCUGGCUUCUUAGCAACCAUUCGCUUGGAAAGGUGUUUGACACCAAUGCUGAUGCAGAGAAGCCAUUGAAGGUGAAGCUUGGCAAAGGAAAAGUCAUCAAGGGUUGGGAAGAUGGUUUGCAGGGUUGCAAGCAGAAAUCAAGGAGACUCCUGGUGGUGCCCCCAUUGUUGGCCUAUGGCUCCCAAGGAUUAGCAAACACUGUGCCUUCAAAUGCCACUCUCAUAUUCGACAUUUCGAUCAGCAAGGCGAAAUCCGGAAGGGAUAGUACAAGGUCAACCACUCCAGUGUCUAAUACUGGCAGUGAGGCGGAGAGGCCAGAAACGAGAAGCUUGUCUCACAGCAGCGUGGACGAGUCCAUUCGGGCCCGAGGUGCCUCCCUGUCAGAGCAGCUGAGCCAGGCGGCGAGCAGCGGAGCGGAGAGCGACAAGGCCCGCCUGCUUUCGCGCAUGGCCAAGAUGGGCAACCAGAUACUGCCCCUCGUGGGGGCAGUGCCCGCUCGGCCCAGCAGCGAGUCAGAGCCCGAGGACGAACCACCAGCGCUGCAGCAGACCACUAGACCUCAACCAGCACUGCGUGCAGAUUCUCCAAAGCCGUCUGUCAAACCUAGAAGUACACAGCCAUUGCCAGCACCACAGCCCAUUAUGCAGCCUGUUAUACAGCCUAUGGUUGCUCAAUAUGCUGGGAUGCCACACCAGGCCUCUGCCGCUUCUGCUGCUCAGCAAAUGGCCGUGUACCAGAGCCAGCCACAGUUUGCUGGUGGCCUGGGAGCCUACCCCUACCACCAGCAGGGCUUGGUGCUGCCUCCCCAGCCCUACCAGGCGGCACCCAUGGCGCCACUCAGUGCCACAGUUCCAGAUGGGCAGCUCCCGCUCCUGCUGUCGGAGACCCGGUCACAGAACACCGAGAUCAGACUCGGCCUGAGCAAAGUGGCCGACAAAGUAGACACUGUCCUCAGCAAGCUUGACAGCAUGAGGCCUCCACAGGCUGCAUCAUCAAUGACACCAUACAUGGACAGUGAAGUGCUUCUUCACAACAUUCAGAGGAUAGUGCAGGAGAACAUCAAACUGAAAGAGGAAAGCGGCGAAAAGGGCAACAAGAUCCAGGCCCUCAACGAAAAGAUCUGUGACCUGCUGCAGAGAAACCAGAGGUUCAUGGAAGAGAGUAACACCAUGCUUGAGCAGAGAAGCGACUCGUUGCACAGUUCUGCUGCCCACUCUCAGGCAAGGUUGCACACUCUGGAGAAAGAAAAGCUGGAAGUAACUGAAAAGCUGAAUGAGGCCCAGUCGCUCGUGUCAAGCCUGAAAGCGGAGCUGUCCGAGAAGCAGCAGAGGGACUCGAAGAUGCAGGAGCAGCUGGAAGAACUGCGCAGUCAUUCGCAAGAAAAGGAGAAUAUUCUUUUGUCUCUUGAAAACAGCCUGAAGGAAGCGAGGCAACAAAAACAUGAGCUGGAAGCAAGAUUGGCAAAAUUCGAGGAACAAGUCUUGGACUUGGAGCGCCUGAAGAAUAACCUCGAAAAGGUACCAUGGAGGAUUCAUAGGCACAGCCGACCCUGCUCUUUGACAUGGUACAGUGAUUGGGGGCACCUACUCGCUGUUACUGUCUUCUUGCAGAACUUGUCUGAAAGGACACAGAAGCUGCAAGACGAUAGAAAGAGAGCCGAUGAGGAGCUGGAUGAUGUCAAAAUGACCCACGAGAAAGAAAUUGAGAGGUUGCAGACCAAACUGCACCAGCUGAUGGCUGCACAAUCUUCCCAACAGGUUGCAGAUCUAGAGGCGGAAUUGCGGAACGAGUGGCAGGCCAGGUGUGAAAAGCAGGUUGCAGAAGUAGAAAAAAAACUUGGCCAAAGACUACAGGAGCUGGAAGAAGAAAAAUGUCAACUGGAGCAAAAACUUAGAAAACUGCCUAGUGAGUCAAGCCUUAGUGUGACCACUGGAAGUGUUAAGGAGCUUGCAGAGCUCGGAGAAGAAGUUGAACGUCUAAGAGUUUGGAAAGUUAAGUAUGAAGAAUUGAGUAGAAGCAAGGAUGAAGCAGCUGAUGCAUAUGAAAGUCGGAUUAGGAAACUGCUGUCUGAAAACCAAGCCUUGAAAUCUUCUGGUGGACUUGCUAAUGCUGCUUUUGAUUUUGAUGCUGAGCUCAAAAAGAUAAUGAACACACUGUUCAGGCUGCUACAAAGAGAAUUCAGCUGUGCAGAGUCUUAUUCUAGGAGUGAAGCCACCUCCAUCAUACUGGAGACCAUCAAGUACUACACCACUGAAGUGCUCAAGAUGAGACAUUCCAAAACUUCUACAGUGGCAACUGGGUCUGGUGAUGGCUCCUCACAGAACCCGAAAGAAGGAGGCACAGAAAGCAAGACCAGCAGCACGAAGUCAGAAGUGCAUUCUGAGCCUGCAGCGAAGGAUACUGGCUCUGCCAUGAUGGCCAAGUUUUCCGAACCGCCUGCAGCAACUGAAGCUGCAACUGAAGUCAAAACAGGAAGUGCAGAUGCAGGAAGUACAGAUGCAGGAAGUACAGAUGCAGGAAGUGCAGAUGCAGGAAGUGCAGAUGCAGGAAGUGUAAAUGCAGAAACUGGAGAUGCAGGGAAUGGAGGUGCAGGGAAUGGAGGUGCAGGGAAUGGAGGUGCAGGGAAUGGAGGUGCAGGAACUGGAGAUGCAAGAAACGGAGGUGCAGAUGCUGGAGACAUGCAUCCCCGAUUGGAAGGUGACUCAAGCGAAGUUGCAGCAGCUGAGGAGAAACCAAAGCAAGUUCAAGAGGAGGAUGCUCCAGCAUCAGGUGAUAAUGCUGAGAAAUCAGUUGUGAAUGAUCCAAAGAAGCAACCCAAAGUUGAGCCUGUGCCUGACUGGUCUUGGAAGCCCCAGCCCCCACCACCACCUCUUUUUGAUGACGACGACGAUGAAGACGACUGGCUAAAGUGAUUUUUUUCCUGCCAACGGCACGACAGGGAUACCAGUCUGCACUCUCUAGAGUAGUUUUAUAUUGUGGCAUUGAGUAUUUUACAUAUUCAAUUAACCAUUCCAGCUUCUACAUUUCUCAGAUCGAGCGGUAACUAUUUGUUCAAAGUCGUGUUUGUAGAUCGCAACAUGACGCGAGUGUUGGCCAUGUUGAGUAAAUACUAAAGUGCACACAAUGUAAAUAUAUCGUAACUCUACAAAUGCAUUUGUGUGCCCAUAGAAAUGCAAUAUUUCCUUUGGCUUGACACGUUUGAGUAAUAUAUUUCAUUUUAUGGGUUUGCUUUCAUGAUACCGGAGUGCAGAAACAUUUUGCCAGACGUUUCGGAAUAUGUAAGACUGCACUUUGUGCAGAAGGGUUGAAAAGGCUUCAUUUUCUGCAUUCACAACACUGCUGUCUUAUCCUUGAGAUUUUCCUUGUGUGGCCCAGUCAAGUGGCCUUGAAUAAAUAUAAGGUUCAGUGAUGUGAUUUCUGUGCCAAAGUGCUUACCCUGCUACGUUUCGCCGAAAUGCGAUGAAAUCGUGCCAAUAUUGCUCCAAAACAUAGUUUCACUUCAUUAUUACUGAAAAUAUUAUAGCCGAGGCCCGCUACACGGCCAGAUCGUUACGGUAGGCUUGUACUAUUUUUCAGAACUUUUGAGUUUCGCCUUAAUUAACACACUGCUCAAUUUGAUCCCUGUAUAUAAAUUGCUCGGAAGUCUCGACAUAUUUCUCAUGUUCGUGGUCUGUUCUGGCAGGUUCAUUAGAUUCGUUGAGGGCACUUCUCACUGCACACUGGUGCACUGCAGUGCAGCCAGAACCGCGAAAUAAGCAUUGCAAUUUUGGGUAUCUCGCUUCGCUACAGUGCACCCACGUGCUAAGGGGAAAGCACUCUUCCAGAGCCGGACAUUAUGAUGCAAGUGUCUGAUAUAAUAGUACUGAGAAAAGAACUUGGUGAGUUCUGAUGUAACAACUCUACCUUGUAGUAAAAUUGUGUGAAAUACCAUAAA
Messenger RNA from Ixodes scapularis (black-legged tick), 4691 nucleotides. RefSeq names its product FK506-binding protein 15. Bases 169 to 3669 code for a protein of 1166 amino acids. Gene Ontology annotation, molecular function: peptidyl-prolyl cis-trans isomerase activity. The record is from RefSeq and is a predicted model, not a curated record. The transcript is spliced from 28 exons. Lineage: Eukaryota; Metazoa; Arthropoda; Arachnida; Ixodida; Ixodidae.